Messenger RNA from Blumeria graminis f. sp. triticale, 252 nucleotides. Lineage: Eukaryota; Fungi; Ascomycota; Leotiomycetes; Helotiales; Erysiphaceae. The record is from the annotation of a GenBank genome assembly.
AUGGUUCAACAAGCAUGUGUCCGCUCCGCUCCCCGGAUCUCCCGCGGCAUUGUGCCCCUCCCACGGAGUCUGCGCAAUCUGCCACCGCGGACACGCCUCUACGUUGGCCUUACCUUUCUCGCCUGGGGCUCAAUUGGUCUAGUCCUCUCCAACCUCGCCGAGCGAAAACUCGGCCUCGAGCCAACGCCAAGCGACCAGCAGGAUCUCGAUGAGCUUCUGCCGCGGAUUGAGGUGGUGGAACGGAAGAAGUGA